GCAAUUUGCUCUGGUCGGUGCACUUGCAGAUAUAAACCCCAACCUGGGGAUCUGUCAAAAUUUGAAUGCGGCAAAUGCCUUUGUCCCAACUAGAAUGGGGUUUGAGACAAUGAUAGGGUCGACCUUUGGCCACCAAUUUGCCCUCACUGGAGGGAAUUUAAAUGUGACCGGUGAUUUCUCUGCAACACAAGAUGUACUUGUUGACACUUCCAGUCCCAGUCUGUCCUUACCAAUAGCACUGGGUCCUGCUAUCACCAUUUCACAGGAUUUAUCUGAUGCUGAACAGUCUGCUCUUGACCAGAUACACCUCAGCCUGGAUGAAGUUAGGAAUUUAGAGGAGAACACAGUUGGACAGGGCAAUAGUUCUCUUUGGUCCAAGAGCAGAGUAAAUAGGCUUACAGCCAGCAACUUCGGAAUUAUUUGCAAAAGGAGGGUGUUCACUGAAAAGUUUUCUGAAUCUGUUGUUUUUGAGACAGCAGACCUGUCUCAUGUGCCUGCCAUCAAAUAUGGCCGGGAGACAGAAUCGGUGGCUAUUGAGGGGUACAACGCACAACAUCGCUUGAAUAUCUAUCAUUACGGUGAACACUAUGCCCCUAUUAUGCCUAUGACCGGUUUCUUAGAAAAAGCCUAUUUUUGUCCUCAUUGUGAUACAGGCUUCCAGGAUUACAAAACACAUAUUUGCAACAAAACUUGUGCCUGUUGUAAAACCGAUGAGGAUUGUCCCAUCGUUAAGUGGCGAAACUGUUCCGAUUGUCUACGGGUCUUCAAAAGUAAUAAGUGUUUUGACAGACACCAAGUCAAAAACCAAAACGACAAUAGUGUGUGCGAUCUUUUCAAAAAAUGUAAAACAUACGCUAAGUGUUAUGACGCGCGGCGCACAAAGCAUGCAUGCUACAUGUCUUUUUGCAGUAUUUGCGGGUUGAACAGGCCUUUCGCACACGACUGCUAUAUAAAGAAACCUGUGAUAAAGAAAAGGGAUCCUGGUGUACCCCGUAGAAUUUAUGAAGUUUGUAUUCUACGAUUUUGAGGCAACACAGGAGAAAAUA
Molecule: messenger RNA, 1046 nt
Organism: Lineus longissimus
Lineage: Eukaryota; Metazoa; Nemertea; Pilidiophora; Heteronemertea; Lineidae
Exons: 1
Coding region: 95-1027 (310 amino acids)
Source: RefSeq, a predicted model, not a curated record